AUGACAUCUCCAUACCCGCCAUUUAAUUCAAUCUCACCAUCCGAUAUGGCUAGUGCGCCCAACAGAUCCGUUUCGGACUUGCCACAGUCUCAGGUGGACGCCAUCAUUCGAACGAAGCGCAAAGCGCGCGAACCGAAAGCUUGCUACCCAUGCCAUGCGCGCAAGGUAAAAUGUGAUCGGAACCUGCCAUGUGAUGGGUGCGUCAAGCGUGACCAUGCAGAUCUCUGCUCCUACGAACGCCCCUCCAAGAAACGGUCCCAAGCCUUCCUUGAGAGUCCCGUGGCUGGCGCCUCGGCAUCUUCCACAGUGGAUCAGCCUGCGUUCUAUGGCUAUGACGAUCACUCAUCGAAUAUAAAGGACGAGCAUGUUCCCAAUCAGCGGAAUGGGACGACCAAUGCAAGUGGGCGCGUGUCGAUUGCCCGAGACGAAUGGGAGAAUGUGCGCAACCGACUGCGAGAGAUGGAGUCGACCAUAUCCACUUUGCGCAUGGGGCUCGAGCGGGCUGAAGAAGAACCCGCUGUGACUGUAGAAUCCGGGAGCAUGCAGAGUGGAGAUGCGGGUUCCCGUUCUAAGGGCGCAUCGCCAGAGCGUGAGGGCAUUCAUGCUGCAAACACGCUUGGCCAAGGCACCGUCCACUUGGGCUCGCGUUCAGUUCUAGCUUAUAUUCUCAAUAACAAGACUGGAUCAGAUCAACUCCAGACCCUGUUAGAGGGAGGCAUAUUGCCGAAGUUGGGACUUGAUAACGAGUCUGCAACUUAUCCAUUUGUUGAUCUGUGGUCUUCCGACAUGUCAACCUUUGACAUUAGCGCCGUUUGUAGUGCGCUCCCCACAGACCAACAGUGCAGAGAGUUUUUCUACUGUUACAAGGAAAUUGCAGGGGCGAUUUAUCCUGUCAUUGAAGAUAUACGUGACUUCGAAAAUAAUCUGGAGCUUCUUUUGCAAAACAGAAUCGCUUCCGGUGGGGUGUAUCGAGAGGAUGCCGACGAGGCGCAAAAUCCCUUUGGAGUGAGCAUUGCUUACUUGGGCCUCCUGUUCUCUGUUCUGGCAUCUGGCACCCAAUCAUCCGACCUUGGAAGCAAAGAACGAGAACUGACCUCGCAGGUCUACGUCUGCUGUUCCUACCAGUGCCUCCGUAUGACCAACUUCCUAUCCCAACCAACAAUCGAAGCCAUCCAGACACUCCUCGUAAUUGGUAAUGUCUUGUCUUACAACAUGAAUCCCGGAAUCUCGUAUGUAUUGCUGGGCAUGACACUUCGAAUGGGAUUGGCGCUAGGUCUGCACGUUGAGUCGAGCAGGUUUUCACCAGCUGAGCGGUAUCGCAGGCGACAUGUUUGGUGGUCAAUGGCAUGGCAGGAUAGCCAUUUUUCUCUUUCGUACGAUCGCCCUUCUACUACAGCAGUCAGCCAGCCAGACAUCGCAUACCUGGAGGGCUCUAAAGCCGGCGAUCUCUCGUACUUUGAAACUCUUUGUCGCGUCAUUUCCCUGGCGUUGGAAGUGGUUCGCAUUCGAAUGCUUAGCCCUCAUGCACAAAUCAGCUUUGAGAGCAUCCAAGGUUACAAGGAAAGAAUCCAGACUAUCAUGGAUGAAGCAAAAUUUUAUUUACGCGACGCCAAAUGGUGUUCCACUCCAAGUGAACAUCUGGAGCGGGUUGUGCUGAAACUGCACUCUUCAUACUUUGCGUCGGAGCUUUGCCGACCCUCGUUAAAACUAACAGCCAAUUCCGCCGACGCUAGUACUGCCAGCAUGCGCGCUGACUGCGUGUCUAAUCUGAUGAUCACCGUGGAGUCCUAUAUCGAACUGCACAAUAUUAGCUCACACGCUGGCCGAUCAUGGAUUGCGUUGCAACGGGCGAUUAGUUCUGCAUUUUUGCUCGCUGUUGUUGAAGAGGCCAAAUCUGAUCCCAAGGUCUGGAAUCUUCUGCGACAGCUAGAGGGUAUCAUUGCGCAGCGAGCUACUAGUGAGAGGGCUUUUGACGGCGCCGAUUCCAGCAUGACCUCACCGCCGCAGCCGAACACAUACGAUCCAAUCACUGGUGCAACUAAUCCGCCGAAUUAUGUUCCACCUGCCUUGGAUCCUACAUCCCCUGCUGGUGUCCCUGAAACCCAGACACAAUGGGCCAAGUCCUUGGCCAAAACUCACCGCGCUUUGCAAAAGCUCCUCACGGCCUUUGGCAAUCAGACUACACGCCCUACGAAUGGACGGAGUCCUGCAUUUAUAUCCCAGCAUAACGCGAACCCGACUGCUGCUGCCAAUCUGGGUGUCUUCGUUGCUCCUGGUUCGGCUAGUAUGACCCCCAGUGUCGGGUCUCUCCCACCGCCAACGCCGGAAAGUUCAGGGAGUGGUGAAUGGACCAUACCCAAUAUUCUUGACCGUGCCCAGGAGUAUAUUCACCCGCCACUAUGGGGGUAG
Molecule: messenger RNA, 2409 nt
Organism: Penicillium pulvis
Lineage: Eukaryota; Fungi; Ascomycota; Eurotiomycetes; Eurotiales; Aspergillaceae
Product: putative C6 transcription factor
Exons: 4
Coding region: 1-2409 (802 amino acids)
Biological process (GO): DNA-templated transcription; regulation of DNA-templated transcription
Molecular function (GO): carboxy-lyase activity; zinc ion binding; DNA-binding transcription factor activity, RNA polymerase II-specific
Source: RefSeq, a predicted model, not a curated record